This is a messenger RNA of Ectocarpus sp. CCAP 1310/34, 1670 nucleotides long. The record is from the annotation of a GenBank genome assembly. NCBI's taxonomy places the organism in Eukaryota, Phaeophyceae, Ectocarpales, Ectocarpaceae.
CGCCGCGCUGAUGUGCUCGAGAUGGUGCGGAAGGAUCCCGUGUUGGAGGAGGAGAUGAGGACAAUGCUGGGGGUGCAAGGGUUGGAGGGCGUAGCCGCAGCUCACGCGGAAAACACUCGCGCGAUGGCCGCUUCGUUGGCCGCGUUGAAGGGCAAAAGCCAGAGUAACAUCGGCCGCGUUGCGUAUACGACCGUGCUGGCCGCGGUGGCUGGAGCUGGGGAGCACACUUGCAGCCCUACCGAUCCGUGCAACCCCGCAGAGCGGUGCCCUCCCGCUGAGCCGCAGGGUGGCGUGAGCUUCGCCCAGCGAGCGGAGAGCCUUGGGGUGAGGGAGAAAACGUUCCGCGCGGCGUAUGUCCGGAUGCACCAUACCGACCAUACUAUCCCCCCGCCGCAAGCUCUGGAAGAGGGGCGCUACUGCUGGACUACACGCAAGACAAGGAGCGACGCGACGGACGAACGUGUGCUGGAGUUAGCGAUCCGGUUCUGGCAUUGCGACGACGUCUCGCGUGCAUCGGGAGAUUCACCAGUUCAUGGGGGCGGAGAACCAGGACCAAAGGCUUAGAAGUAGCCUAGGGGUGGAACCAGCAGAUAGUAGAGUCGUGGUAGCGGCAGGGGAUGAACACGCGAACCCUGGCCCCGAAGUAGUCGGACCAGCCCCGCGCCCCGAAAGGGUUACGAGAAAUACACGUGCAGUGUUCGCAGGGAGUCGGUAGCAUUUUGAGUGCCUCACUUGGUCGUUUUAAUGUAUUUUGAUCUCGUUCGUGGUCAUUGCUGGUGGUGGUGGUGGUGGUGGUGGUGCUGCUGCUGUUUUGUGUUGUGUUGCUGUGUAUAGCAUGCUGUGAGUUGUUGUGUGCCGCCAGUGCUGUUUCGUUGUCGUUGAGGAAACUAACGGAGAAACCAGAUUGUACUCUUUGGGUGUUUUCACCGUCAAAAACAACCACACUUCAACAAAUUCAAUUAGAUUAGUACUUUAAACAAAUUUAGUAUGAGUAUCGUAGCAAUUUUGUCAUGCAUAACAACGUGCAUGUCCCACGCACAUCAUUCACGGCCGUCAGCGCGCCAUGUUGCCCGCGUAGAAGCGCAUAAUAACGAGAGAAAACGGAUGAAAACACCGGGGGGGGACAAAACCGUCCCAUCCCCGGGUUUGCAUUAUUCCAUUCAUUAAGUCAUAUAAACUGAGAAAGUCGUUGAAACCCCCACUUCCCUACCUCCGUCACCAAAUCUGACCACGGGAAUCGUGCACACAUGGGUAGAGGUGACUACAACCAACUUUUCAGAGCUUAGCGGGUUCGGUAUUCGCUCAAUCUCAACUUCGGGCACACGAUCUCGGAAGGCGCCAUAGGAGGGGGGGGCUGGACCACCCCAUGUACCCACUUAUGUCUAUAUUUUGUCCCACUUUUGUCCAAAUUGUACCCACAUUUGUCCAUUACGGACGGCGGAAAUCGAGCUGAAAUUGACCUCCACGUCACCGCACGGCAGAACAUCGAAUGGCCUCGGAGCGUCUCAGAACCUCCCAACAUCGUAUCCAUGGCAUCUUUCGUAUCCAUGGCUGCCGACUGCGGACCGACCGCGGAGGAACAUGUCAGACACAUGCCAGGCGCCUUCGGUACCGGCACGGGAGAAUACCAGGCACGGGAAGAUGCCCGCGGCAAGCCCGGCAAGCAGCGC